UCCGAGCUCAGUUUCUGUUAGUCGAAUAGAAGACAGAUUGAAACACUGGACUCGCUCAGAACUUUCAACGAUUCGUUUACGAUUAUUACAAUGUACUGACUUAUCCGAUUAUUUCCUCGAUUAACUUAAAGUCAGGCAGAGAAGUUCGAGAGAGACAGACGAGAGAAGGGGUUGGAAAUACGCAAUACAUUUUUAAACGUAGAAGUAGACUGAACGAUAUUUCGGGCCCGGACACCUCGUCCGUUCGGGCUUCCACCAACGCUAAUCACGAAACAGGGCAACGAAUUAAUGAAGAAAAUUGCCGUUGCCUAAAUAAUAAUGAGGACGUCACGCGAUUACCCGAUGCGAACUGCGGAAAGACGAGGUGUCGAAAAUUCGCAGGCCGUGACGAAGAGCCAAGAGGAAACGGGCAUUCGUUUCCUGAAUAAAGCAGUCUGGUCCGACGCAUCGCGGCGAGAGUUCACCUUGCGAAACACGGAAACUCUUCUUUGGUUUCUUUUAUUUUCGUCGUUUAAGAUGACGAUCAAGUCUAUUCUGAAUUUCGGUGGAUAUAAAGAUUCUUACCACUCACCCGUUGAGAGAUAUCACAGCGGUUACGGUAAUUACGGUGGCUACCAUCACAGCGGGUCCGGAGGAUAUCACCACAGCUCACGAGGAAGCUAUAAAGGGAAAGGUGGCAAUGGAGCUGCACUGAGCGCCCUGACUUUGCUCGCCUUCUUGUUCCUUCUAAAUGUGAUGCAGCAAUCGAUGGACGAUCAAAAUCAAAUGACGACGACGACGAUGAUGACGUUCGUGUUAAGGGAUGGAGAUCUGCCGGUGGUGGUGGACUCGAAAGAGGAGAAGGACGCCAAGAAGAGGGACGAGGCCAAACAUGAGGGCGGCGGUCAGGGACUUAUAUCAAAAUCCAAGAUCCAAAGGCUUAACAGUCAAUAUAUUAAAUGAAAUCAGAUUAAGUACACAAUGAUUCAUCGGUAUGCGUUACAGGUGUAUGUUUAGUUAUUGAAAGUGAAUGAACAAAGAAUUUUGGACCGAGAUCGGUGGUGAUCGGCUGUAUGCACGUCGCGUUUCCAUCUUUCUCGCGUUGACGACGAUCCGUUUGACAGAUCACCAGCCUCGAACUUGUAUUAAGAUUAAUUAUUUAUUGAAUCCAUUCUGUAACAAUUCCUUUAAACAGACGUGCUUUUAAUUAAAUAUCGUACGCGUACGUAGCAUACGUUAUUCUCUUUUAAUACACUAUCAUUGUUCUUUUUUGUUUUUGAUGAUUUCAUUUUCUCUCUUUCUCUCUCUCUCUC
This is a messenger RNA of Ceratina calcarata, 1292 nucleotides long. RefSeq lists its product as uncharacterized. NCBI's taxonomy places the organism in Eukaryota, Metazoa, Arthropoda, Insecta, Hymenoptera, Apidae. The transcript is spliced from 5 exons. The record is from RefSeq and is a predicted model, not a curated record. Bases 319 to 942 code for a protein of 207 amino acids.